Molecule: messenger RNA, 2208 nt
Organism: Pichia kudriavzevii
Lineage: Eukaryota; Fungi; Ascomycota; Pichiomycetes; Pichiales; Pichiaceae
Exons: 1
Coding region: 1-2208 (735 amino acids)
Molecular function (GO): RNA binding
Source: RefSeq, a predicted model, not a curated record
AUGUCCGAUUCUGACGACGAUUACACCCCGGAGCUCAUCACUUCAAAGCCUUCCCAGCCCUCCCAGCAUUCCCAGCAUUAUCCUUCUGCUACUAAUAAAGAGCCAACUGCUGAUGGUGAAGCUAGUCCAAAUGACAAACCCGCAGCUAGAGCCUCACCGGUGCCGUCUGAUACUAGUAAGACUAUGGCCAACCCUGUCCCCACGUCCUUGCCUUCCAAACCGUCCAUAAAAUCCCAGUCCACCUCCUUGGAUACGUCUCCCCGUAAUACCAAAAGAGUAACCUUUGCUGAAAAGGAUACGCAUUUCCCAUCGUCGGACAACGAAACAAAUGAGGAAGAACUAGAUUUGAGCGGAGAACAAGUAACGGAUGAUACAGCGAUGAGGAGCGUGGAGGAACAUCAUGACGGUGGUGCUGAUGACAAUGGUCAUGAUGACGACCACGACGAUAUCAAAGGUUUGGAUAUUAUAGACGAUAAUGACGAUGAUGAGUACGAUGAUUACGAUCCAUUAUCAUCGGUGCCGCCUGUUCCAAUCAGAAAUUACAGUGAGAUCAAUGUCCCAUUGUUCAAUGAGAUUGUCCAGUAUCUAAUUACAUCCAACUUGUACUUGGACGAAUCCUUCAAAUGCAAAUCACCUUUAGAGAAGGAACAGAUUUUAAUCUCUAAAUAUGAACACCACUCAAAUACAAAGGUCAAUCCGGCUACGGUCAAUUUGAACUUCUACGCAACAACCUCUUACAACAAACCUCAAUUAAAACCCCAAGAUAAAGAACAGCUGCUCAUACCUAUAAACCCAUAUUGCCGUCGUCCAGAUCUGAAUGUGCCAUUAACUGACAAAGCCUCUCAGAUAAAACUACAACAGUUCCGCAAAGACAUUGAAAAAUACUCCAAGGAGUUUGAAUGCCUUGAGUUCCCAUCAGGCUCAAGAUUAUUUAUUGGGAACUUGGCUGUUAAUUCACUGAAAAUCGAGGAUGUUUGGAGAAUCUUUAGCCAGUAUGGUAAAGUUGUUGCAGUGAACUUAAAACAGGGGUAUGGGUUUGUGCAGUUUACUAAUGCUGAAGAUUGCUCUGAGGCAAUCAAAGGUGAACUGAAUGUACCAUUACACAAUAAGUUCAUGCAACUACAAGUAUCUAAAACCCAUGAGAAACACACGGAACAACGUGAAGAUAAAGGCAUUGAUAGGGACAGAUCACCAACUAGAAAGGGUAAAAAAGUCCGUGUAAUCAUAUCAAUUGAAUCAGAUACCAGCUUCAACCAUUUGUUAGUUAAUUCUUUGAAUGAAAUAGGAGUUGAAUGUAGUGUCAAACAUGUAGACACUAAUGCAAAUGAUGUUCCACAGGAUAUUAUCAGUGAGAGUGCAUAUGCUGGUGUUUGUGCAACAGUUGUCACAAAUAAAUUGGAGUCUGUGAAUCUAUUCCUAUUUCAAAGAAACAGUAAUGAUGGUGCAAUUAAGUUUGAUGAAUACGAAGGUAUAUCAUUAGACAGUGCCAUCAAUUUCAUCAACAAUCAACGAGAUGAGAAGCCUAGAGAAAGAGAUUCCAGGAGGAACGAUAAGAGAGAUCGGGGAAGAAAUAGAGAUCGAAAAGACAGAGAAAGAGAAAGAGACAGAGAACGGGAAAGAGAAAGGGAAAGAGAAAGAGAAAGAAACAGAGACAGAGAUAGCAGAGACAGAGAUAGCAGACGUAGUUCUCACUUCAACGCUUAUCAUCGAAAUCACAGGGAGGAUGGGGGUGUUAGGUACUCGCCAAGACAGCAAGAAGCCCAGAAACACUUGCCACCCCAGGUGAUCCCGUCGAUUCCGUCUAUACCUUCUCGUAUUCCCACGAUCCCACCAAUGGCCGGUACACAGUAUUAUCAGAACACGCCUUCUCCUUCUUUGAACAAUCCUGUUGCUGCACAGCUAAUGAACCAACUAUCGUCGUUGGAUGAAAACUCGUUAAAGGCGAUGUUGAAUCUGGUGAACCAGCAGCAGAAUGUGUACAUUCCACCUGCAGUGCCUACUUUUCAAGGUGGUUCCGUGCAGGGACUAUACAACCAACUACAAAACAUGGCGCCUUCACAGCCUGCUCCAGCCCCUGUGGCAGCCCCAGCCCACCCUCCGGCUUCUUCUUCCUCUUCUUCUGGUGCUCCACCCAAUGGUAGCGGUGAAGAUGGAGAGGAAACCAGCCGGUUAUUUGAGACACUUGCAAGACUCAAAAAUAACAUGUAA